Molecule: messenger RNA, 2191 nt
Organism: Darwinula stevensoni
Lineage: Eukaryota; Metazoa; Arthropoda; Ostracoda; Podocopida; Darwinulidae
Source: the annotation of a GenBank genome assembly
UGUGAAGCCUAGAUGAAUUAGUUGUGUUACUCAGUGUUGGUUUUCAUUAUUGAGAAUGGACUCAUAUGGAACACAAGAAAAUUCAGUCAUCAUGGAGGGUUUCAUUUGCCCUAUGUGCAUGAAAGAUCAAGGCUCAUUGAUUGGUCUACAGACUCACACAGAUCAAUAUCACAAUGAGGAUCGUGACUUCAAGUCCUUAUUUCAAGAUUUUCUCGGAAAGGCCAGGAAACGAAUUCGGCAAGAGAUACCCAUGCGGCAAGAUUCACCAGAGGUGUUGAAUCGAUCUAGCAAUCUAUCAUCUCCUCCACCACUUGCUGCUUCUAUGGAAUAUGAUGCAGCUAUUCUUCAGGCCCAGGGCAUUGCCCAUGAACAAGAUGUUGUUGCUUGGGUGGAGGAUUCUGCAGUGAAGCUAUGCCCUGAAUGUGCCAGGUCCUUUGGAAUAAGGAGAAGGAAGCACCAUUGUCGCCUGUGUGGCUCUAUAUUAUGUCAUGAAUGUUCUGUCUUCCUCUCCUUCACUCGUGCUCAUGAGUUUAGUCGAUUGGCUCUGCCAGGUGGAAGUUUCUCAGCUACUCCAUCUGAUCCUCGUCAUCCUCCUCCCCCCUCUUUUCAAUCACCAGCCAAAGCUCUGCUUGCCCUUGGCAAGAGCAAGUUGACACGGAGCAAUUCAAAUUCCAGCCUCAAUUCCCUCCUAUCUCUUGUUGACAGUUCAACAGGAGAAGAGCAGUUCCGCAUCUGCCCAUUUUGUUACAGGUUGUUGAUACGACGGCAGGAGCAAGUCGUAAGGCAGACAGCUAAACCACCCCUCGUAGAAGAGUACGAGAAACUCCAAGAAAUCCGAGAAGAAGUCCAGAAGUUGCUUCCCAGUUACCAGGUAAUGGCAGAGGCCUUGUGGCAAGGUGAUUUUGAUAAUGAUCUCUCUGAAGCUAAUCAUCUCAGGGUGAAGCUUCUGAAGCAAGCUGAGAGAUUGGAAAUGUUGAGCAAAGCAAUACUAUUACUGAGAGAGGAUCAUGAUGCUGGCCAUGAGACUGAUAGCAGAACAUCAAAAUUGCAAAAACAAAUUCGAUUAGGCACAAUGCAGUUCCUGAAGGAAAAUCUAGUGGGUUUGCCUUCCCUUCCGAAUCCUGAACAGCUGGAGCAGCUGAGGAAAAGGAAAAGCGGCAGUGAAAUGGCACAUGUGGCCAAGAAGAGGAAGUGCAUGUCUAUUGAACUGAAAAUAGACAUUCUGAGAGAAGUCGAGGAAGGGAAACUGAAGAAGGGCGAGAUUUCCGCGAAGUAUGACAUCCCACCAUCGACGCUUUCUUCCAUCGUCAGCGCUAAAGAAAAGAUUCGCAAGGAAUUCUUCAAUGCCAGCUUUGCUCCAGGAAGAAAGAAGUUGAGAGGUGCAAAAUACGGUGACAUUGAAGAAGCUUUAUUUGAGUGGUUCCAGCAAGCACGUGCCUGCAACAUCGCCCUUGAUGGGAACACCAUUCGGCAGAAAGCCGCAGAACUGGCGAAGGUAUUGGGGAUCGAGAACUUUGAGUGCUCUUCUGGUUGGCUCUCUCGCUUCAAGGACAGACAUGGAAUCGUGUUCAAGAAAGUUUGUGGGGAAGCCGGAAGCGUGCCUGAUGAAAUCGUCAACAAAUGGAAGAAUGAGACUCUUAGAAGCAUAAUAGGCAGCCAUCGCCCAGAGGAUAUUUUCAAUGCCGAUGAGACAAGUCUAUUCUUCAAUCUCACACCUGAAAAAACUAUGCAGGUAAGUCCUGAUGCCGUAGCAAACUGCUUUCGAAAAGCUGGCUUCUGCCAUGGCGAAUCUACACAGGAGGAAACUGAUAUUGCUCCUCCAAUGGAGAGCGACGACGCCUGGGAGGAAAUCGCCUCUCAGUUGCAAGUGGGCUGUGAAUUCACACAGUUCGUGAAUAUUGACGAGGACGUUCCCACGUGCGAGCCGCUUCCCAAUCCUGCUAUGUGUGCAGAAGCUCACGGAGUUAUGGAGUUAAAAGAUGCUGCCAAUGAGGAGGAUAUGGAAGAACAACCAGCCAUACCCAAGUCACGGAAUGUUAUGGAAGCAGUGGAAACGAUCAAGCUGCACCUUUAUCAUGCAUGCCACGGAAAUGAAAAAAUGCUUAGAAAAAUCUCGGACAUAGAGAAAUUCUUUCUGAAGCGGGCGACUUCAAGUCGGCAAACAUGUAUCCGAGAUUACCUGCAGUCAUGA